CUGAAUAAUAUAUUAACUUUCGAUUACUAUAAAAUUCCAUUCCAUUGCGUUUGGAUUGUUUUGUGCUUGUACUGCUUACGUAUUUUCUAUAGGAAGUCUAUUCUCUAAAGAAAAGAUUCCCUCUCCCUUACGGAGUUCCCCUUUAUUGCCGGCUGAAGUACGGUGAACAGUUUAUAAAGCAUCGUUCGAGUUAUUAUCUUACUUCACUUUCUCAGUGAAAUUCACGCGGAUUAUUACGUACUUUUUUUAAUACAUUAUUUUGUAAAUUUUUCAUAUAAUUUUGAAUAAGUGAAAAGUUUGUGCGUCAUGGAAUCUUCGUUUUUGAUUUUGCUACUUCUCGGCUUAACUUUUUCAUCUGCACGACAAGUUUUACGCAUUCAACCUCAUGCAACUGAUUCUCAAAGUUACUAUGGAGAUAGUAAUUCUCAAAUAUCUGAAAUACAUGAAGAAGAAGAUCGAAAUUUGAAAGAAAUAUCUGAGUAUUCUUUAGCAAACCGACCAAGUGUUCAUCAACUACGAGCAGUUUCUCGUACUAGUAAUUCCAAAAAUGUUCUGUCACAUCUUUCAAAAAUUCAACCUGUCCAAACAAUCCGAAAUUAUAACAAAGUCAAUGAUGAUGGAUCUUUUACUUUUGGUUAUGAAGCAGCAGAUGGUUCAUUUAAAGAAGAAACCCGUGGAGCAGAUUGUGUAGUUCGUGGAAAGUACGGUUACAUUGAUCCAGACGGUAAUAAGAGAGAAUUCACAUAUGUAUCUGGUAAUCCUUGUGAUCCAAACAGUGAUAUUGAUGAUGAAGAGGAAUUAUUAUCAAAAAAACAAAAAAACGAUAAUGAAGAAUUUGAAGAUUCUGCUAAUUACCCUUCUGUUCGACCAUUAUUAUCAGUCAAACCAAAUUAUCCAAAAAAACAAACGGCCACUACUCCAUCUACAAUUCUCCAUCGCGAAGUUUCUGAAUUAUUAAAUAGGAAUAUCAAUAAUCAAGAAUACAAAAUUAAUGAUGAACCAGCCUCAGCUGUAUUAAUAAAGCCCAAUUAUCGAACUCAAUCUCGACAAAAUUAUUAUUCAGUCGCACCUGUUCAAGCAGAUUCUUCAUAUUCCACAACUCCUCAUCCAAAAGUAGCAUCUUCUACUCAAAUCACUGUACCUACAACAUUACAUCGAUCAACUACUUCAUCAUCAAAAUAUAAUACUCAUGGUAGCCCUAGUUCAAUUCAGUAUCUUCAACAGUAUACAACUCCUUCAUAUGCAAAAUUAGAAUCUGCAUCAAGUCGUUCACCACAACUAGAAUCGACUGCUGCUACAAUUGCUAUCACUCCUCGACCACAUUCUAUCCAAGUUGCAACUGAAUAUCUAUCUCCAGCAAGUAAUAAUGGUAACUAUAGAAAUCCCAGUAGCAAUAACAAUGAAAGACCAAAAGUAAUGUAUUCCAAGCCACAUGCUUUAGCUAGUUCUGUGCUAUCUUCUACUCUUAACGAGAAUGUCAAGUUUAAUUUCGCACCUGAACUCGAAGAUUAUGUGAAUACAGAUUCAGUGAUAAAAAAUGUAUUAUCCAGCACUUCUCCAAAAUCACUGAAUGUUAAAUCUUCUAAACCUGUAUAUCAAUCUCAAUUAGUUUACAAUCCUUCCAGUGGACACUAUAAAACUCAAUUAUAUCAAACUUUACCUCAGCAUCAACUUCAACCAUUAGUAGCUCAACAGAUCUUAAACCAGCCAUCGUCUCAAAUUGAACUACAUCAAGUACAAGCUUCAUUAACAGGACGUACAUCGGCAGCAUCUCGUCAAUCGCAACCACAAGAGAAAAUUUAUCAACAACAACAAACGGAACAACUUCUUCAAUCACAACAAUUAUUUGCACAGCAACAACGCCAUCAACAACAUAAGUUACAAUCUGCAGCAAUUCCAAAAUAUCAAUAUCUUGCUGCUCAAAAAGAUCCUCAAACAUACUAUUAUGCUGUAACACCGACAUCUGUACCAAGUCCUACAUCUAGUAUUUCACUUGAGCAAAUUGAUCAAUUUUUACGUGGUAGAACAUCUACAUUUUAAUAGUGAUUAUUAAAUUUUUAUAAAUAAAUAUGAAAUAACAAUGAAUGAUAAUUAACAAUAAAUAGGCAUUGACUGAUAAGUUUUAAACUUCAAAGGAUCGAGGUGCAUAUGACUAUUCUAAACAAAACAUCUAUCAAUAAAUAUAAUUUUAAAAAUUGAAACGAUAA
Chelonus insularis is the source of this 2207-nucleotide messenger RNA. RefSeq lists its product as uncharacterized. Gene Ontology annotation, cellular component: chitin-based extracellular matrix. NCBI's taxonomy places the organism in Eukaryota, Metazoa, Arthropoda, Insecta, Hymenoptera, Braconidae. Bases 307 to 2040 code for a protein of 577 amino acids. Gene Ontology annotation, molecular function: structural constituent of chitin-based larval cuticle. The transcript is spliced from 2 exons. The record is from RefSeq and is a predicted model, not a curated record.